AACCAGCUUCGUCAUUCACACGUCUACGACGGUACUGGCAGGCAUUCUCGUUUCCCACGACUCACGCACCCUUCGCAGAACGGAGCAACCCAAAUGACAUUUCCAAGGACGUGGACGGCACUUCUAGUUCUAGCAUUGAAGAUCCAGCGGGGAACAGCCACAGUUGCAGAUAAUUGUUCUAAUACCUACGCCGGAAACUGCUAUAUCUUCGAUUUCACUGAAAAAGGAAGCACCUGGGAUAAUGGACAAAUCAUCUGCAAUAGAUUUAACUACAAUUUGGUAUCAGUCAGCGAUAGCGAUGAAAACAAUUAUAUUCAAAGCCUCAUCCGAAGUCAUGACAAUGACUUCAAAAACAGAACCAGAGAGACCUGGAUAGGUCUCAGCAAACGGCCAUCUGAUACCACAUUUACAUGGUCAGACAAAUUUCCGUUUGUCUACAACAACUGGAAGAAUGGUUACAAGCCAACAAUGACUACGAAUAGUGGCUGUGUCUACAUGGACAAGAAUGGGUACUGGGCGAUUGCAAACUGUAGGACUGAGAAAUCUGUUGUGUGCAAGAGAGCUAUCAAGGGCAGUCCCCUGGAAUUCCCAGCAAAUGGUAACAUGACCAGUAAUGAUUCCACAAUGGCAAUCAAGUGCAGUCGCCUGGAAUUCCCAGCAAAUGGUAACAUGACCAGUAAUGAUUCCACAAUGGCAAUCAGCACUGUGGUCACAUUUUCGUGCAAACACGAAUUCAGACUAAUAGGUUCCACCACAAGAACCUGUACCUCAGAUGGAUGGACAGGAGAACGAACAAUUUGUCGAAAAGACAACAUCCUUUCAAAUGAAGCUUUGCCUCCCACCACUUUAUCCCACUCUCUUUCCCAUCAAACAGAACCAGAUAAUGUUAGCAGCCAAACCAAUCAGACAAUCGUUGAUGGUGGAAAUGUCAUACCUGUGACACAGCUCAUAGUCCUGUCAACUACAACAUUUAUCCAGACAACAACACAAUCAUUAACCAGUACAUUACCCGGAAAUAGCCACAACAACAUUAUCUUGGAUGAAGUGGCAAUCAUUGGAGGAAUGUUUGGAUGUAUCAUAUGUUUGCUCAUCAUCAUCAUCAUCAUAGCAAUAAACAAAUCAAAGAAAAGAAGAUCAACAAAGCCAACACAAGCAACAAGCAUUCUGGAAGAAGGGACACCCAGUGAAAGUUCAGGUUCAACUGAACAAGGAGACAAUACAUUAAUUUCAUUCAGAGAGGUCAAUGACAGUUGCUAUGACCGUUUAGCUAGUUUUUCAACAUCUGAUGCUAACACACUAAACAACAACCAACGUGAGACAAGUUCUACAGCUUUUGGAGAGGGUGUUUCUAAGAGUGACAAUUUCACCACUGAUUCAGCACCAAAUCUGCAAAUCCAAUCUGAACAUACAGGUGACACAUAUUGUCAGCCAGGAGAAAUAUUCAAGAAUACAAUUCCAGCUUUUGCCACAUCUAUGCAGGAUCACAAUCAAGACGAGUCCGCAGACAGGAGAUUGGUGGGCAUUAGCAGGAGAGAUGCUAGUACAUGUGACACUGUAGAAACUGAAUCUAGUUCCAAAGUCGUACAGGGCAGAGACAGGCAACACAGUGCAGCUCUUGUUGCUAUACAUGCAAAAGACUACAUGCAGCCAGACACAAUAAUACACAAACAAAAAGCACGAAAUAGUGCAGGCAGUGAUGGAUACCAUGAGGCUGGAGUGGUUUUCGAUAGAGAGUCACAUUUCACUUGUGAGAUUUUGAUGAAUAACGACAACAAGAGUACCUACUGUGAGACACAGCCAAUCGUGGGGAAACUCGAGGCAGCCACUGCUUGGAAAAGUGAGGUAGAAAGUGUAAAAAAAGACGACAUAGUACACAAGCUCCAUGAUGGUUCUGAAACGUCAACAAACAGCAGUCACGAGAUCUGUAUUACAGCUCUAUCUGACAGAAACAAAGGCACUAAAACUCAAGAUGAAGGAUACUGUGAACCCGCCCAAUUGUUCCAAACAGAAUCAAAUUCAAGUGGCAAUGAGACUGGUGAUUAUGAUGAUAAAAUGAGUUACCGGCAACCGGGAAAAACAGCAAAAGAGUUGUAUGUUCAGCUCAAUGGAAGCAAGAUCCGACAAAUUGACUGCGAUUGCUUAACAAUGUGUCAAGUCGUUGGCUCUGGGGCAUUUGGAAAAGUUACAAAAGCAGAGUGGAUGAUUGGGGGAUUAAAGAGAAUGGUUGCAAUCAAAACUCUCCACACCGAUUCAGCUGAGAACAACGUAAAGUUUCUACGUGAAGCAGCCAUAAUGAGUCAAUUCCAUCAUAGAAAUGUUGUCACAUUCUAUGGAUUACAAACACAAAGAUCACCGAUGUUUAUAGCAGUAGAAUUUAUGGAGAAUGGCGACUUGAAAGAUUAUCUCGACAAACUUAAAUGUAUCAACAGAUCAGACACUGCUUUCAUGUUGCUGCGUGCCUCGCAAGAAAUUUCCGAAGGGAUGAUGUAUCUUUCAGCCAAGUCAUUCGUCCAUCGAGAUCUCGCUGCUCGAAAUGUCCUGGUGGACGGCGAAUUCACAAUGAAGAUUGGUGACUUUGGUCUUACUCGUGAUCUUAUCGAUGAGACUUACUAUCUUAUACAUGGCAAACUAUUGCCAGUUCGAUGGACAGCUGUUGAGGCUCUGAAUUAUCGUAAGUACAGCACUGCUAGCGAUGUGUGGAGCUACGGUGUGCUACUUUAUGAAAUCUGGUCGUUGGGUCAACACCCAUUUGCAUCAGCAGCCAACAAUAAAGAAGUGGUUGAUAUGGUAACGAAAGGACACCGCCUACCACCACCCAAUGGGUGUCCACGAGAAGUUUAUGAAUUGAUGAUCGACUGUUGGCAUCCUGAUCACCAUAAGAGACCAACUUUCAUCGACAUACAAGAGAGGCUGCACAAGCGCAGGAAACAAACUCCAAAUAGUCAUGAUCGAGUGUACACAAGCAAACCGAGUGAAUGGCCGCCUGUAAAUUACCAAGAUUUAGAGUACAGGUACCUCUCAUGAUCAGCAAAUAACACAAAUGGGUGAUUAUGAACUCAAUUAACACAGAAUAAAGGGGUUAGCAGUAGUAUAAUGGCUGAUUAUCAUGCAAUAGAUGCCAUGCUGUCUUA
Messenger RNA from Corticium candelabrum, 3131 nucleotides. RefSeq lists its product as uncharacterized. The transcript is spliced from 19 exons. Gene Ontology annotation, molecular function: ATP binding; transmembrane receptor protein tyrosine kinase activity. The record is from RefSeq and is a predicted model, not a curated record. Gene Ontology annotation, biological process: multicellular organism development; cell surface receptor protein tyrosine kinase signaling pathway; protein phosphorylation. Bases 94 to 3024 code for a protein of 976 amino acids. NCBI's taxonomy places the organism in Eukaryota, Metazoa, Porifera, Homoscleromorpha, Homosclerophorida, Plakinidae. Gene Ontology annotation, cellular component: plasma membrane; signaling receptor complex.